CCCCCACCCCACCUCCCGGGCCCCCACCUUGACAUCGGGUCGAUCGAAUACUCUCUAGAAUUCUUUUGCCAAACAAAACGCUUCACGUUUUUGCUCCUUAAGUUUCUCCACUGAAAACAGAAUAAAACAGAGUCUUUUAAUUGUAUCAGAAAAGCUAAGUGGUUGAAGGAUUAUUAUUAGAAAUAUUUAUUGGAAGUGCGUUGGAUUUUUGUUUUUGAAUGGGAAUAUUGGUAGAGUGAUGAGGAAGUCUUUUAAAGAUUCACUAAAAGCACUUGAAGCUGAUAUUCAGCAUGCCAAUACUCUGGCGUCGGAUUAUCCAAGAGAAUAUGACGGUGCUAGCCUUCAGAUGAGACUAUCGUACAGUCCCUGUGCUCAUAUUUUUCUGUUUCUUGUUCAGUGGUCUGACUGUCACCUUGCUGGUGCUCUUGGAUUGCUUAGGAUCCUUAUCUAUAAGGCUUAUGAGGAUGGUAAGACUAGCAUGUAUAUUCGUGAGAGAAAAGCUAGUAUUAAACAGUUCUAUGGUGUGAUAUUUCCAUCAUUGUUGCAACUUCAAAGGGGAAUUACUGACAUUGAAGAUAGGAAACAGCGAGAGAUCUGCGAAACGAAAUACAGAAGAGGAGAUGAGAUGAACAAAGGUAAGCUGUUUGAAAUCGAAAUGGAGAGGGAGGAAGAAUGUGGUAUCUGCAUGGAGAUGGAUACGAAGGUUGUUUUGCCGUCCUGCAAUCAUUCUUUAUGCAUGAAGUGCUACAGAAACUGGCAUGCCCGAUCGCAGUCAUGCCCUUUCUGUCGAGAUAGUCUCAAGAGGGUGGAUUCUGGAGAGCUUUGGAUCUACACCAACAUUUGUGAUAUCAAAGACUUGUCCGCAAUAACAAGGGAAAAUAUGAAGAGGCUUCUCAUGUACAUCGAAAAAUUGCCCGUUGUCUAUCCAGAUCCAACAAUUGUCUCUUAUCAUCCUCAUUAUUGAUUGAGGAAUACUAAAGGUUAGGUAGGUUGCACAUACUAGGCGCUUAGGUAGGUUGCACAUACUAGGCGCUUUGUUUGUAUGAAAAUUCUUUCUUUUUUAAACAUUUGAAAUGUACAGUUUGCUGUCAUUCCAGCAAGUGUGGAUACUAUUUGUGCACUAUAAUUUUUCACAUUUUUUAAGCAGCAAUUCAUAUUUGUUCUUCUCGUUU
Nicotiana attenuata is the source of this 1172-nucleotide messenger RNA. RefSeq names its product E3 ubiquitin-protein ligase rnf8-like. The transcript has 5 exons. Gene Ontology annotation, cellular component: cytosol. The record is from RefSeq and is a predicted model, not a curated record. The coding region runs from base 239 to 964 and encodes 241 amino acids. Lineage: Eukaryota; Viridiplantae; Streptophyta; Magnoliopsida; Solanales; Solanaceae. Gene Ontology annotation, molecular function: ubiquitin protein ligase activity. Gene Ontology annotation, biological process: protein ubiquitination.